ACAACCCAUUAUGAUUCGGAAUUGGAAAAAGCAGGAGAGAUAUUGAUUGAAAUGAUGGACAAGUCUUUUUAUGUUACUACACUCCAUGGUAGGGUCAUAUUGUGAAUUACAGGACACUAGGUGUUAUUUCACACACACAACCCAUGGGAACUCCACGUUAAAGGGGGGAGCAAGAAAGCUGGAUUGUCAGUUUGGCGUGCAUAACAUAGCAAGACAAAGAAAAAGGGUACUAGUAAUGCUGAGGAAAAGAGAGUGGUAGUGGUGAUGAUUAAGAAAACUGGUUUUUCAAACUUAAACAGUAAAAUAAAUAUAUACACAUGCAAAUGUAUUUGAUUUAUAUAUAGCGUUUGGAACUUGAAACUUUAUAGAGCAUUGGUGCUAGUGGCUUGAAUCUUUAAAACUUUAUAUUAUAAAAGUAUAGAAACAGAGAAAGCAGGGUAGGAGAGAGAAAGAUAAAGAAAUAGAGGGAGGUGGGGGUGUGGAGUCAGAUUUGUGCUUGUGGGUGUCUGGUUUUCAGAAUUAUUUUAGUGUUGAGAGUCUGUUGGCUAUGUCUCCUGGGCUGGCUUGGUGCGCCCGGAGUCCGUGGGCUUUGCCGUCGACCAAGGAAACAGCCUAUUCUUUGGCUCUCUUCCCAUUCAAGUGAUCCCAUUCUUAAAAAAUUCCAUAACCCCAUCUUUUCUUACUCUCUCUCACAUUCAGAUUGCUCCUACCUCGGUUGUUGUCAAGAUUCGGUCACACCACAAAUAUAUCCUUCACCUCUUUGAGAACCUAUUACCUUCCUUUGAAGUUCAGACUAUGGGUCAUAUUCAGUAAUCUGGUCCCCACCACGCCUUUGGUCUAAUUUCCAUUUCCGGGAGGCUUUUCCUCGAUUGGGGUUAUGUUUGAUCAUUGGGGAUGUGUGGUGGAGACUGCGAGGUAGUUAAUUUAGCAGCGAAUAGUUGAGUGUUGGGGAAGGAUUGUUUUGGGGGUAUCAGUGGAGUAGCAGAAAUAAGGGUUUUUUGCUUGCCAAAAUGAAGUUCAUGAAGCUUGGAUCGAAGCCGGAUUCCUUUCACACUGAUGGUAACAAUGUCAGGUCUGUGGCAACUGAGUUGGCAACUGACAUUAUUGUUAAUGUAGGGGAGGUGAAGUUUCUUCUGCACAAGUUUCCUCUCUUGUCCAAGAGUGUCCGCUUGCAAAAAUUGGUUGCAACUGUAAAUGAAGAAAACGGUGAUGAAAUCCACAUUAAUGACAUUCCUGGUGGGCCUGUGGCCUUUGAAGUAUGUGCCAAGUUCUGUUAUGGCAUGACAGUCACCCUCAAUGCUUAUAAUGUUGUUGCAGUGCGCUGUGCAGCUGAGUACCUAGGAAUGCAUGAGACUCUUGAGAAAGGAAAUCUCAUUUACAAGAUUGAUGUUUUCCUAAACACUAGCAUUUUUCGCAGUUGGAAGGAUUCUAUCAUUUUCCUUCAGACUACAAAGUCUCUAUCUCCUUUGUCUGAGGAACUGAAGUUGGUCAGCAACUGCAUCGAUUCUAUAGCUUCCAAGGCCUCUGUUGAUGUUUCGAAGGUGGACUGGUCCUAUACCUAUAACAGGAAAAAGCUCCCAGAGGAAAAUGGGAAUGGUCCUAACUGGAAUGGUGUCAAAAACCGGGUUGUGCCAAAGGAUUGGUGGGUUGAAGACUUAUGUGAGCUUGAAGUAGAUUUAUAUAAGCGGGUUAUAAGUAAUAUGAAAGCCAGAGGGAUAAUUGCUGGUGAAGUGUUAGGAGAAGCUUUGAAAGCUUAUGCUGUGAGAAGGGUUCCGGGAUUUGAUAAAGGUAUGAUCCAAUGUGGAGAUUUAUUGAAAAUUCGAUAUAUAGUGGAUAUGCUCGUGUGGUUGUUGCCUGCAGAGAAAGGCAGUGUCUCUUGUAGUUUCUUGCUCAAGUUGUUAAAAGCAGCCUGUUUGGUGGAUUUGGGGGAAAUGGCGAAGGGAGAACUGGUAAGUAGAUUAGGGCAGCAACUGGAGGCAGCUUCUGUGAAUGAUCUUUUGAUUCGAGCCCCAGAAGGGGCAACUACAAUGUAUGAUGUCGAUAUAGUGAAGAAAAUACUGGAGGAGUUUAUGAUGCAAGACCAGAAUCCUGAAACUCUAUUAGCAGAGGACCAAGAGAUUCAGGAAGUAAGAAAACCAGGAAUUUUAUCAGAUGCUUCAAAGCUAAUGGUUGGAAAGUUGGUUGAUGGGUACCUUGCUGAAAUUGCAAAGGAUCCUAAUCUCGCUUUGUUGAUGUUUGUUGAUCUUGCUGAGAUGGUGUCUGGUUUCUCUCGUCCUGCUCAUGAUGGACUUUAUCGGGCCAUUGACACAUAUCUCAAGGAGCACCCUGGGAUCAGCAAGAGUGAGAAGAAGAGGAUAUGUAGGUUGAUGGACUGCAAAAAGUUAUCUGCAGAUGCAUGCAUGCAUGCCGUACAAAAUGAAAGACUCCCCUUGCGUGUUGUCGUCCAGAUCCUAUUUUUUGAGCAAGUCAGGGCCGCUGCAUCAUCGGGCUGCAGCACACCCGACCUACCUAAAGGCAUGAAGGAUCUAAACAGUGGGUCCCAUGGGAGCUCAAGAUCUGCGACAACUAACACGGAGGAAGAAUGGGAUGCUGUGGCCACGUCCGAGGAGCUCAAAGCCUUGAAAGCCGAGCUAGCUGCCUUAAGGUUGGGGAAUGGAAGCCGAGGGAGUGACAGAAAUGGUGGGGAUAUUAGAACUAAUGCAGACAGGGCUGCCAUUAGUAAAAUGAAAGGGUUGCUCAUGUCGAAGAAAGUAUUUACAAAACUCUGGUCCAGCAAAGGGGGUCAUAGUGAGAAUGGUGGCUCAGAUUCAUCAGACAGUCCUAGUUCUGCUAACCAUGAAGAAGCCAAAUCUACGCCUUCAAGAAACAGGCGGUUUUCGGUUUCUUAGUUAAAAAAAGUCAGAAAAUGUAGUUUUUGAUGGGUUUUUUGUUUUUGGAAUGAAACUACCAAGUCAAAAAAAAAAAUAGUCGUUAUCUUAAGGGAACAAAAGUGAAGCAUAUAGGUUAGAAUUAAAUUUGCAGCAAAGUAUCUCAUGAGAAGAUGUUACUUGGGAAAAUGCCAAGCACACUUUGUUGAAUGCCUACUUGAGUUUGAUCAAUGAAUCCUAGCCAAUGGAGUAGAAAUUUUAUUACGGGCUUGGACAUGUCUGCCAUAUUAUGAACUUGUUUCUAGGCCUACAAUAUAUGCUCUUCUGCAGUAGCAUGGCAUAAUGGUAAUUUUUUGGCUUAUUAA
Cornus florida is the source of this 3232-nucleotide messenger RNA. Its product is annotated as BTB/POZ domain-containing protein NPY2-like. The transcript is spliced from 6 exons. The record is from RefSeq and is a predicted model, not a curated record. Gene Ontology annotation, molecular function: protein binding. The coding region runs from base 1011 to 2888 and encodes 625 amino acids. Lineage: Eukaryota; Viridiplantae; Streptophyta; Magnoliopsida; Cornales; Cornaceae.